AUGAGCUUGUCAGGUUUGUUAGGUUUGAGAUUACCACUUAUACAGGUGCUUGGGAAGCCCUAUGUAUCGAGAAGUUGGUGGAGAUCAUAUGCGGUCAGUUCACACACAAGUCUUGAGGGAAGAAUCACUGUGAAGCCAUUGGAGUCUAGAAAGACAUUUUUGGUUGAUUCGUACAAGCAUAUGAUGGAAACGAGCCCAGUGGUACUCUUUGUCCAUUAUAAUAAUUUGAUGAAAAAUGAGGACCAUCAUUAUAGAUCACUCGUAAAGCAACAAGGCGGUAGAUUGACCAUGUUGAGAAACAGUCUAUUCUCAGUUUAUCUGAAAAAUUCAAAGGCCUCAGAUCCCUGUGCUCCUCUGAGUCGAAAGAAACAGAAUAGGAAACACCCUCUAUUACCAUUAUUAAAAGGACCUACAGCAGCGAUCACCUUUGCAGAAACUAAUCCUGUAAGCGUUGCCAAGAUCCUAAAGAUGUUGGAAAGGGCUCAGGAUAAACUGUUCGUUGUGGGAGCCAAGGUCGAGACAGAGGUUUACGACGUUACUCAAUUGAAUCAAUUCAAGACGCUCCCCAGCAAGCCAGAACUGCAGGCACAGCUCUUGGGGCUACUUAACGUUCUCGGAGGUGCUGGUUUAGUGAGAACGCUAGAGGCUGGCUCUCAAACGCUAUAUUUGACGCUUUCUUCGCAUCAGGAUAACCAAUCCUCGGACAACAAGAAGGAGGAAUAA
Messenger RNA from Torulaspora delbrueckii, 723 nucleotides. RefSeq names its product mitochondrial 54S ribosomal protein uL10m (gene MRPL11). Gene Ontology annotation, molecular function: structural constituent of ribosome. The transcript has a single exon. Bases 1 to 723 code for a protein of 240 amino acids. The record is from RefSeq and is a predicted model, not a curated record. Gene Ontology annotation, biological process: translation. NCBI's taxonomy places the organism in Eukaryota, Fungi, Ascomycota, Saccharomycetes, Saccharomycetales, Saccharomycetaceae. Gene Ontology annotation, cellular component: mitochondrial large ribosomal subunit.